AUGGUUGGGGAAUCACAAUCUGCGCCACUUCGUCUCUUAAAUCCUUUUUUCAACAACUCACAGCCCCACAAGACAAACCCUUCACCAAAAACGCUGAAUUUGGUGAAGUUUCGUGUUGUGGAGUUGGCUGAAGCUUUUGCUUUGUGGCGUCAUGAUUCUUUUUUUCACAAGGGGGUGGUAUUCCCUAAUUUUCCUUGCAUGGUGGAUGCUAUAGGUUUUGGUGGAAAGUUGCAUGUUCGCAAGACUGAAGAUGAGAUUUGGAGGAUCAUGAAUUUGGAUUAUGAUGAGACGUGUUAUGAAGAUAUAAUCAUUUACAAAGGGAAUGUUUACAUUUUGGAUAUAAAGGGAACCAUUUUUUGGAUUGACCCUUCAUCUUUGAAGUUGGUACAAUAUUCACGCUCACUGGGUAGAAGUUAUGGCAUCAGGAAGGAAAUGGUGGAGUGUAAUGGAAGUCUUUAUGUGGUUGAUAUUAUGAAUAUUCAAGAGCGAUACUUUGAAGCUUGUAUUCAAGUUUACAAGAUUGAUGAAGAAUGGGGUAGAUGGGAAAAUGUGAAAAACUUGGGUGAUGUUCUGUUUGUUUUGGGUAAAGACUCUAAUUUCUCUCUAUCAGCUUAA
Molecule: messenger RNA, 615 nt
Organism: Lotus japonicus
Lineage: Eukaryota; Viridiplantae; Streptophyta; Magnoliopsida; Fabales; Fabaceae
Product: F-box protein At2g26160-like
Exons: 1
Coding region: 1-615 (204 amino acids)
Source: RefSeq, a predicted model, not a curated record